AUGGCUAAGCAUAAUAUUUUUCUAUUCUCUUUUGCAUGUUUAGUUUUCUCUUCUAUAACUCUUUUGAGUUGUGCUGCAACUCAAAUUGGUAAUGAAUACAUUGUAUACAUGGGGUCACUUCCUAAAGAAGUAUCAUAUUCUCCAACCUCUCAGCAUUUGAAUAUGUUGCAACAAGUCUUUGAAGGUGGCAACAUAGAAAAUCUAUUACUUAAAAGUUAUAAGAGAAGUUUCAAUGGUUUUGCUGCAAUACUCAAUGAUCAACAAAGAGAAAAACUUCUCAGUAUGAAAGAGGUGGUUUCAGUUUUUCCAAAUCAAAACUUUCACAUACAAACUACGGGAUCAUGGGACUUUCUUGGAUUUCAUCAAACAAUCAAAAGAAAUCCGAUUAUUGAGACUGAUUUGAUAAUCGGAGUCAUAGACAGUGGGAUAUGGCCAGAGUCUGAAAGUUUCAAUGAUAAAGGUCUUGGUCCCAUUCCAAAGAAGUGGAAGGGAGUUUGUAAAGGUGGUUCUAACUUCACUUGCAAUAAUAAACUCAUCGGAGCACGAUUUUAUGGUAAUACUGAUAGUGCGAGAGAUGAGGCUGGUCAUGGAACUCACGUAGCAUCAACUGCAGGUGGAAGAGAGGUGCAGGGUGUGAGCUUUUUUGAUCUUGGAAAAGGAACCGCAAGAGGUGGAGUCCCAUCUUCAAGGAUUGCUAUGUACAAAAUAUGUGGUGCAGAUGGUAGAUGCAGUACCAGUGAUAUCUUAGCUGCAUUUGAUGAUGUCAUUGCUGAUGGUGUUGACAUCAUCUCUCUCUCAAUUGGGGGUCAAAGUGCAAUAGAUUUUGUGAAUGACCCUAUUGCUAUUGGUUCUUUUCAUGCCAUGGAGAAUGGAAUACUCACAUCAAAUUCUGCGGGAAACGAUGGUCCUGGCGCGAGUACUAUAGUAAGUGUAGCUCCUUGGUUAUUUAGUGUUGCAGCAACUACCAUAGAUCGUAAAUUCAUUAGUAAGCUCAUUCUUGGAAAUGGAAAGACUCUCAUUGGUAGUUCAGUUAAUGCUUUCCCCUCAAAUGGCACAAAAAUUCCAAUAGCUGAGGGUACUUGCUCAAGUGGCUUAGAUAAAACAUUGGUAGAAGGUAAGAUUGUUUUGUGUGAAUCAGGAGAAAAUGAUGAACCCGCUUUUCAAAGUGGUGCAUAUGGUAUUGUCUCAAGUGUUAAAGAUUCUCAAAUUGACGUGGCUUUUGUCUCAGCGUUUCCUUCAACUAACUUGAAUUCAAAAGACUUCGAUCUUGUUCAAUUUUAUGCAAAAUCCACUAGAUCCCCUGAAGCUGAAAUUUUGAAAAGUGAGAUCUUACGUGACACAAAUGCUCCUAGAGUUGCUUUUUUCUCUUCUCGUGGUCCAAAUUCAGUGGUUCUAGAUAUUAUGAAACCAGAUAUAAGUGCCCCAGGUGUGAGUAUCUUGGCUGCAUUUUCACCUCUAGCCCCGCCUUCUUUUCGUAUCAGUGACACGAGAAAAGUUAGAUAUAACAUAGUGUCCGGAACCUCCAUGUCGUGUCCCCACAUUUCUGGAAUCGCUGCAUAUGUGAAAUCAUUUCAUCCAGAUUGGUCACCCGCGGCUAUAAAGUCCGCUAUCAUGACCACAGCAAAUCCUGUGAAUGGUACUUAUAAUGAUUUGGCUGGGGAGUUUUCUUAUGGAUCAGGGAAUGCCAAUCCGCUACUAGCUGUUAACCCGGGACUUGUUUAUAACAUCACUAAAGACGAUUAUGUGCAAAUGCUUUGCAAUUAUGGUUACGAUGAUGAAAAAAUUAAACAAAUUAGUGGUGAAGCCUCAAGUUGUCGUGGAACUUCUGAUCCAUCUUUAGUAAAAGAUCUAAAUUAUCCUGCACUAGUCAUUCCUGUUGCACCUCAGAGAUCUUUCAAUAUCAAGUUUCCUAGAACGGUUACAAAUGUUGGAUCUCCCACUUCAACCUACAAGGCUAUUGUCACUCCAAUUCCAAAUGUCAAGAUUACAGUGGAGCCAAAUCUUCUCUCAUUCAAAUCAGUACAAGAGACAAAGUCAUUUGUUGUCACAGUUGUUGGGAGUGUAGGAUCAGGUCAAACCGUGUUUUCAUCGUCACUUGUUUGGUCAGAUGGCACCCACAAUGUCAAGAGUCCAAUCAUCAUACAAUUAACAUCUUAA
Vicia faba (fava bean) is the source of this 2157-nucleotide messenger RNA. The record is from the annotation of a GenBank genome assembly. NCBI's taxonomy places the organism in Eukaryota, Viridiplantae, Streptophyta, Magnoliopsida, Fabales, Fabaceae.